Panicum hallii is the source of this 1615-nucleotide messenger RNA. Its product is annotated as probable protein phosphatase 2C 8. Gene Ontology annotation, biological process: protein dephosphorylation. NCBI's taxonomy places the organism in Eukaryota, Viridiplantae, Streptophyta, Magnoliopsida, Poales, Poaceae. The coding region runs from base 20 to 1375 and encodes 451 amino acids. Gene Ontology annotation, cellular component: cytosol; nucleus. Gene Ontology annotation, molecular function: cation binding; protein serine/threonine phosphatase activity. The transcript is spliced from 3 exons. The record is from RefSeq and is a predicted model, not a curated record.
GGUAGUAUAGAAGAGGAGGAUGAGAAGCAGUGAGGCCAGCGCGCAGGAUCAUGGCGUGCGCGUGCCCGUGCCACAGCCAGCGGUUCUCCUUCCGCUAGUACUACUAGUAGUAGAUAAGAAGGAGAUGAGUAGCAGUGAGACGAGCGCGCAAGAUCAUGGCGUGCCCGUGGCCGAGCCUCAGGCUCCCGCGGCCGAGGCCGAGGCCAAGAGGAUGACCGCCCCGGCGGUGCGCCGGCGGCAGGAGAUUUUCCUGAUGAACCGCAUGGCGUCCUCGGACGACGGGGAGAACGUGUGGGCCAAGAGCGCGCGCCCGGCGUCCGGCACCUCCUCGGGCUCGUCCGGGGGGUCGGCCAAGGUGGCGCCGGAGCCGCAGCAAGGGCCCGCGGCGGCGGCGGCGUGGCCGAAGAGCCUGUCGCAUGGCGUGCACUCCGUGAUCGGGCGGCGGCGGCGCAUGGAGGACGCGGUGGCCAUCGCGGCGCCGCUGGUGGCGGCGGCCGCGGCGGGGGAGGAGAAGAGCGGAGAGGGGGAGGAGAAGAGCGGGAAGGAGGAGGGGGACGGCGGCUGGGCGCCGGAGUUCUUCGCGGUGUACGACGGGCACGGCGCGGCCUGGGUGGCGGAGGCGUGCCUGGAGCGUCUGCACGUGGUGCUCGCCGAGGAGCUGGCGCGCCUGCGCCUGGCGAGCGGCGGCGGCGACGAUGCCAGCGCGCGGUGGAGGGAGGCCAUGCUGGCCGCCUUCGCCCGCGUGGACGACGAGGUCGCCGUCGUCCAGAUCGCGACCAAGGACAGCACCACCGUGGAACCGCACGGCUCCACGGCCUUGGUGGUGGUGGUGGAGCCCCGCCGCAUCGUGGUCGCCAACUGCGGCGACUCCCGCGCCGUGCUCUGCCGCGGCGGCGCCGCCGUGCCGCUCUCCACCGACCACAAGCCAGAUCGCCCGGAUGAGCUGGAGAGGAUAGAAUCAGCAGGUGGCCAGAUCAUCUACUGGCAGGGCCCCCGUGUCCUGGGGGUGCUUGCAAUGUCAAGGUCAAUUGGAGACUAUUUCAUGAAGCCAUCCAUGUCAGCCGAGCCGGAGGUGACGGUGACGGACCGCACGGACACGGACGAGUUCAUCAUCCUGGCGAGCGACGGGCUGUGGGACGUCAUGUCCAACGAGUUCGCCUGCAAGGUCGCGCGGUACUGCCUGAGCGGGCGCGCGGCGGCCAAGUGCCCCGCGACGGUCGGCGGGAGCUCGGCCAGAGACGCCGCCGCGCUGCUGGUGGAGAUGGCGGCGGCGCGGGGCAGCGACGACAACAUCAGCGUCGUGGUCGUCGAGCUCAGGCGCCUGGCGUGGAGGAAGAAGCAGGCUGCUAGUAGCCAGCGUAACGGCAGGAUGUAGCCUGAAGGCGUCCCCUCCGGCUAGCUCGUCGCGAUAUAUAAAGCAUGCAUGGCGACGGAGCGAGGGAAGAGAGGAAAAUUCGCAGUAUGACGGGACGAAAGUGUGAACAAAAAAGAUGGGCUUUGAGAGCUAUCUGCUCCUAUAUGCUGUAGUAGCUAAUACUCAUAGCCCGUUCCGUUGUAUUAUGCAAUAGAUGGUUCUUUGACAUGGAUGUGGCAUUCCGGCCGAUGGAAAGCAUAA